CUUAGAAAGCCCAAAUCUUCUUGUCUCUGCCUACCUUUGCUUUGAUUCUGUCCAACAAAUCGAAGACCUCACACACAAAUCUAACUCUCCACUCUCUCACCAACAACGCCUGGUUCAUCUUCAGGUUCCUCAAUUGCUAAAGCCCUUAAAAGGUGUUGUCCUUUAUCUCCUCUGAAUGUUUGACAAGGCUUCCCAAGAACCAAAAUUUGCAGAGAAGAGAGAUUCAACUCUUCUUGGAGUUUCUGCUAAGCUAGCAAUCACUUUCCUCUCUUGAUUUUCUCCAGUUUCACUUCUUCACGAACACAAAACAUGGCUGAAAUGUUGUUGGGUGGAGCAUUUCUUUCUGCUUUUCUCCAGGUGGCCUUUGACAGGAUAGCUUCUUCGAAAGUUAUUGACUAUUUCAUGGAGAAGAAACUCGAUGACGCACUAUUGGAGAAACUGGAGAUUACGCUGAUGUCGAUUCAAGUAGUGCUGGAUGAUGCAGAAGAGAAGCAUAUAACCAAACCCCUCGUAAAGAAGUGGCUCGAUAAGCUCCAAGAUGCUGUUUAUGAUGCCGAGGAUCUGCUCUAUCAGAUUUCCACUGAAGCGCAGAGAUCUAAGAUUGAAGCUGAAUUUUGUGCUGGCACAAGUAAGGUAUGCAAUUCAUGGUCCAUGUCUUGUAAUUCAUUUGAAAAAACAAUUGAACCAAAUGUUAAGAAGAUCAUUGACAGAUUAGAGUUUCUAGUCAAACAAAAGAAGGUACUUGGUUUGAAAGAAGGUGUUGGAUCAAAAGAGUUGCAAAGACUACCGACAACUUCUUUAGUAGAGGAAUCAAGUGUUGUUGGUAGAGAUAACGAUGUAGAGCGUGUCAUUAAGCUUGUGCUAUCUGAUGACCUAGCUGGAAGGGGCGGUCACGUUCCUGUAAUUGCAAUUGUGGGAGUGGGUGGGAUUGGAAAGACCACCCUUGCUCAGCUUGUGUACAAUGCUAGGGAAGUUAAUGAAUGUUUUGACCUCAAAGUGUGGGUUUUUGUUUCAGAACGGUUUGAUGUUAUCCGAAUUACCAAAACCAUUCUUGAGGCAGUUACCUCAAAAUCUUCCGAUACAAAUGACUUUGAUAUGCUUCAAACUAGGUUGAAAGAGAAUCUAAAGGGAAAAAAGUUUAUAGUUGUUUUAGAUGAUGUUUGGAAUGAGGAGCAAAGUGUUUGGGAAGCCUUAAGAAAGCCUAUCAACUCCUGUGCACAUGGAAGUAAGAUCAUUGUAACGACACGCAAUGAAAGUGUCACAUCAGUCAUGCGCCCUGUUUCAACUUGUCAGUUACAGCCAAUUUCGAAUGGAGAUUGUUGGUUGUUGCUUUCUCAAUACGCCUUUGAAAAUGGCCAGUCAGAUGUAUCUCUGAACCUUGAGGUGAUGCGUGAAGAGCUCGUCAAGAAGUGUUGUGGCCUGCCUUUAGCUGCAAAAGCACUUGGGGGUCUCUUGCGUUCCAAACGAAAUCCUGAAGAAUGGAAAGAAAUAUUGAGAAGCGAAAUGUGGUAUUUACAUAAUGAAGCAAGUGGCAUUUUUUCAGUUCUAAGAUUAAGCUAUCAUCAUCUUCCUUCACAUCUAAAGCGAUGUUUUGCCUAUUGUUCAUUAUUCCCCAAAGGUUAUGCAAUCAGAAAAGAAGAAUUAGUGUUACUAUGGCUGGUUGAAGAUCUUUUGCCGGACCAUAGAAGUAAAAAAAAGGCGAUGGAAAUAGGGUAUGAGUACGUGAAAGAUUUGGAAUCAAGGUCAUUUUUCCAAUCAUUACAUCUGUAUUAUGAUUCUUGGUUAGUUAUGCAUGAUCUUUUUAAUGACUUUGCCAAGAUCAUAUCGGGAGAAUUUUGUUCAACAUUAGAUGGUGCGAACCCAGUUAAUGUUGGGAAGAAGACUCGCCAUUUGUCAUAUUUUAUGUCAACUGAUAAGCAAUUAAGAAUCAACAACUUUGAAGCGAUGCGUUUGCAAACAUUCCUGUCAAUUAACCAGGUUUUUUUUGUUGGGAACUUCCCAUCAACUAAGGAAGUAACACAUGAUCUAUUACCUAGAUUGUUGUGUUUAAGAGUCCUCUCGUUGUCAGGGUAUAAUAUCGAGAAGCUGCCUGAUUCAAUCAGAAAUUUAAAACUCCUUCGAUAUCUAGAUCUUUCAUACACUCCCAUUCAAAAAUUACCUGAGACUAUAUCUAGUUUAUAUAACUUGGAGGUCUUGAUGUUGUCAAGUUGUCGCUCUCUAACUGAGUUGCCAAGCACCAUGGGGCGAUUAAUCAACUUGCACUAUCUCGACAUGAGAUAUCCAACGUUAAGGUUUCAGUUGCCAUGGCAGAUGAUGAAGUUGAAAGAUCUACAGGUGUUACCUCCUCCCCUUUGGCAAAUAUCUGAUGGUUCCAGUAUUAAAGAGCUGAGAGACCUCUUGCAUAUACAUGGUGAACUUUAUAUAUCAGGGCUGCAAAAUCUCAUCCAUGCUAGAGAUGCUUUGGAAGCAAAUCUAAGGGGAAAAAUGCACCUUGAAAAGUUGAUCUUUAAAUGGGAUUUUUAUUCCGAGAACUCAAAAGACGUAGAAAUCACGCUUGAGAACCUCCAGCCUCAUGCCAACCUGAAAGAACUAAAAAUAGAAUGUUACGGUGGCACAAGAUUUCCUGACUGGUUGGGAAGUGAUUCGUUGUUCAAUAUGGUGUCUAUUCAUCUUCAGGACUGUAAAUAUUGCUGCCUCUUGCCACCAUUAGGCCAGCUGCCAUCCCUGAAAGACCUCACUAUUGCAGGGUUUGAUGCAGUAGUGACCGUAGGACGUGAGUUUCACUUGAAGUUGUCCUCUACGAUUAAGCCCUUUCAGUCCCUGGAGUCUUUGACUUUUAAAAACAUGUCAGAGUGGCGAGAAUGGAUUCCUAAUGUGGAUCAAGGAGACUUCUCCAGUCUUCGAGUAUUGAGCAUAGAGAGUUGUCCGAAGCUGACUAGUGAAUUACCAAAGUUCCUUCCAGCAUUGACAGAAUUUCGCCUUGUUGAAUGCCCAGAGUUUGUGGAUUCACUUCCAAGAGCUCCAGGGCUGCUAAAGCUGACCAUUAUUGGAUGCAGUGUCCUAGAGUCCCAACAUGAAGUGUUACGAAUCUCGGAAUGCUCAUCUCAGAAUACACCCUGUAUGUUGAGAGAGCUUGAAAUUGAAACAUGUAUGAAAUUAGAGUUACCAGUUCAUUAUUGCUACACGUCUCUGAGAGACUUGUCUCUGAGUAGCAGCUGUGAUUCUCUUGAGUUUUUUCCUUUAAGCUUCUUCACAAAGCUUUGUAGGCUUGAACUAAAAGGUUGUAGAAGUCUUAAAUCCAUUUCAGUCUCAGAAGACACUCAGGGUGAUCUCGGAUCUCUCGAAUCAUUAAAUAUCUGGAAUUGUCCCAAUUUUGAAUACUUCCAUCUUGGAGGAUUACGUGCUCCCCGAAUGGGAUAUUUAUCUCUGAGGGAUUGUGAGAGUUUGAAGGUGCUCCCAGAACAUAUGUGUACCCUAUUUCCUUCUCUGGUUUGUUUGAUAUUAUCUGCAUGUCCUAUGCUUGAGUCAUUUCCUCAAACGGGCUUGCCAAGAAAUUUAGUUUUGCUUGAUAUUUCUCAGUGCAACAAACUCAUUGCAAAUCGUUCGCAGUGGGGUUUAGAAGGUCUCCAUUCACUUAAAACCUUGAGCAUCAGUUUCAAAUGUGUGAAUGUGGAGUCCUUCCCUGAAGAGGGACUACUGCCCAGAUAUCUUUCGUUUCUCUCCAUAUCUGAUCUUCCCAACCUUACAACCUUUGAUGGUAAGAUGUUUCAACUACUUAGCUCUCUUGGAGGUUUGCAAAUAUCAAGGUGCCCAAAGCUCAGGUGCUUUCCAGAGGAGGGUCUGCCCACCUCCUUGUAUUCUCUUAACAUCUGGGAAUGUCCACUGUUGGAAGAACGAUGCCAAAUAGAGAAAGGUGAAGAUUGGAGCAAGAUUGCUCACAUAGACAAAGUUACAUUUUCCGAAGACGAAAUCCUCUCAUACAAAUAUCAAGAUUGCUCACAAUGCCAGCCGUGACAGUGUUCUCGAAGUUGUUGUACUGGUCAUAAGGCUGAUGUACUUCUCUGUGUUCUGAUUACUUUCAUGACGGGGAAUUCGUUAAUGGUCACUUGAGCAUGGAUUUUGUAAGGACGGGGGGUUCAACAAAUGAUUAUGGUGAUAUAGAUGGGGAAAGUUGGAAUGAUCAGGAGACACUGCUGCUACUCGAAGCCGUCAGAAUUUACAGUGAGAAUUGGAAUGAAAUUGCUGAGCAUGUUGGCACCAAGUCAAAAUCGUAAUGCAUUCUUAAUUAAUUUUCUCUGCCUACCUAUGGAGGAGGGAAAGUUGGAAAACAUUGAACUUUCGAGCACGUCUUGAGUUUUCCAGGGCAUGAUAAUUGGUGAAAGUAUAGUCAUCUGUUACUGCCUGAAAUCAUGUCAGAAUAACUUGUUAUAUGGAAGAGUUUUGCCGUAAAUGAGCAGCACAGUAUGCUUUUGUCCCU
Molecule: messenger RNA, 4477 nt
Organism: Tripterygium wilfordii
Lineage: Eukaryota; Viridiplantae; Streptophyta; Magnoliopsida; Celastrales; Celastraceae
Product: putative disease resistance protein At3g14460
Exons: 4
Coding region: 310-4014 (1234 amino acids)
Biological process (GO): defense response to other organism
Molecular function (GO): ADP binding
Source: RefSeq, a predicted model, not a curated record